AUGUCUAGAAAUCCCUUACUUGAACAAGUAAGGUCUUCAUUCCAACGUUCAAGAUCUUUGAACGCAGGGCCAUCUUUGCAACCAAACCGGGUGAUCUCUGAAAUUCAGAAUCGUCUAGAAAGAGAGUUGGCAACUGCAAAAGAGCAAGCCAUUGCCACAUUUGAAGGUCUUGCUAUCCACACUGACCUCCCAAGUUCUUCACCUUCAAAUUCAGAAUCAAGUUCAGACCAAAAAGAAGAAGAAGAGAUGGCUGCCAAUGAGUUCAUGGGAGACCUUGAUAUCCCAACAAUUCCAGCAUCCCCUUCAAGCAUCUUGCUGCCCACCGCAGCUCGAAACUAUGAGCUUAAAUCUUCUCAUCUUAAUAUGUUGCCUUCCUUUUAUGGUUUACCUAAUGAAGAUCCAUUAACCCAUAUAAAGGAUAUUUUUAAUGCUGUGAGCUCUUUUCCCUUGACAGGUGUGACGGAAGAUCAACUUCGAAUGAGAGUGUUUCCUUACACUUUGAAAGACAAGGCGAAAUAUUGGUUGAAUUCUUUGAAGCCUAGUUCACUCACGACUUGGGGAGCCAUUCAAAAGAAGUUCUUAGAGAAAUACUUCUCCACGCAAAAAACCGACAUGCUUAGGGACAAGAUCUUACUAUUUGCACAACAAGAUGAUGAGUCAUUUUGUGAAGCAUGGGAGAGAUUCAAUGGGCUGCUCAAUCAAUGUCCUCAUCAUGGGAUUCCAUUGAAGCUUCAGAUGCGUAUGUUUUAUAAAGGACUAACCCCCUCUAGCCAUAAUAUUGUCACUAAUUUUGCAGGUGGUUCUUAUAAGACUAAGACUCCAGAAGAAACAUAUGAACUCUUUGAGGAGAUAGCAAUGGAGACCCAACACACCGAUACAAGAGGUAAACGUAUUGCUGGUGGUUCUAAUGAUUCUUCCAGUGUGCAGAUUUCCAAAUUGGAACAAAAGCUUGAUGCCCUCCUUGCAUUGAACUCAAGAAACCCUUCAAAGGAAGUGUGUAGCAUCUGUGAAACUCAUGAUCAUCCUACCAUUUCUUGUCCCCUUGGGGCUGCAUAUCCAGAAUUUGUGCAAGAGCAAGCUAAGUUGGUGAAUUCCUACAACCGAGGUCCAAUAAAUGAUCCAUAUUCUCAAAGUUAUAAUCCAGGUUGGAGGAAUCAUCCAAACUUUUUAUGGAGGAAUACACAGAAUCAAGCGAAUCCCUCUUCACUCCAAAGGCCACAACAAUCAUGA
Prunus mume (Japanese apricot) is the source of this 1230-nucleotide messenger RNA. NCBI's taxonomy places the organism in Eukaryota, Viridiplantae, Streptophyta, Magnoliopsida, Rosales, Rosaceae. The record is from RefSeq and is a predicted model, not a curated record.